Helianthus annuus (common sunflower) is the source of this 1824-nucleotide messenger RNA. Its product is annotated as protein CANDIDATE G-PROTEIN COUPLED RECEPTOR 7. Lineage: Eukaryota; Viridiplantae; Streptophyta; Magnoliopsida; Asterales; Asteraceae. The record is from RefSeq and is a predicted model, not a curated record. The transcript has a single exon. The coding region runs from base 279 to 1592 and encodes 437 amino acids. Gene Ontology annotation, biological process: transport. Gene Ontology annotation, cellular component: Golgi apparatus; membrane.
AACAAUAAGUAAGUAUAUGACAUAAAAACCGCAACUAACUACCAACCGGUAUAGAACCAUAGAUCCAGUAGAUGAUUACGAUAUUCCACGCUGUCAACCCAAUCAAUCCAACGGCUCAGAUCAACCAUCAGAUUGAGUAAAUUACAAUAAACGGCUCACAUCAUCCCUUUUCCAAUCUCAUUCACAUCUGUAUUUUAGCAAAUUCUCACCCUUUUUAUUUCCUCCUCCGCCAUUCUACACCACUCCUCCGCCGUGAACCACCGCCGGAAACCCCAAAAAUGACGAUUUCCACCAAAAUCGUCACCGCUUUUUCUCUCCUCUUCUUCCUCUUAACCGUUCCAUCAACGGCGGAGAUCAAAUCUCUCAAGAUCCGAUCCGAUAACCGUCCGAUGAUCCUCUUCGAAAAAUUCGGAUUCACACACACCGGCUUCGCCUCCGUCGCGAUCUCCUCCGUCUCCGUCACCUCCUCCUUAUCGCAACCGGAUCCGGCUCGCCUAGGGUUCUUCCUCUUGUCAGAAGAAUCUCUGAUUCAAGUUCUUCUAGAACUUCAACAAAACCCUAAUUUCUGCGUUGUGGAUUCAAAAUUCAUCUCGUUACUCUUCACUUUCCGAGAUCUAUCACCUCCGCCGCACUCAUCGUUCAACAAAUCGUAUCCAGUAACGUAUCCGAACGAAUACUCACUGUUUUUCGCUAAUUGUAACCCUGAAUCGCUCGUAACGAUGGAUGUACGUACAGAACUGUAUAAUACGGAUAACGGAGCUAAGGAUUAUCUAUCUGCCGGUCUCACGCAGCUUCCGUCACUGUAUUUUAUCUUCUCUAUUGUGUAUUUGUGUUUUCUAGGGUUUUGGAUCUCGUUGUGUUUGAAAAACAAGCGAUCUGUUCACCGGAUCCAUUUGUUAAUGGGCGGAUUGCUUAUUAUGAAAGCGCUUAAUUUGAUCUGUGCUGCAGAGGAUAAACAUUAUGUGAAGGUUACUGGUACUCCUCAUGGAUGGGAUGUGUUGUUUUACAUAUUUCAGUUUAUUAGGGUUGUGCUUUUGUUCACUGUGAUUGUGUUGAUUGGGACCGGAUGGUCGUUUUUGAAGCCGUUUUUGCAAGAGAAGGAGAAGAAGGUUUUGAUGAUUGUGAUUCCGCUUCAGGUGUUGGCGAAUGUGGCUUCGAUAGUGAUAGGGGAGACUGGUCCUUUUAUUAGAGAUUGGGUGACUUGGAAUCAGGUGUUUUUGUUGGUGGAUAUUAUUUGUUGUUGCGCGAUUAUUUUCCCGAUUGUGUGGUCGAUUAGGUCGUUGAGGGAGACGUCGAAGACUGACGGGAAGGCUGCGAGGAAUUUGGCGAAGUUGACUUUGUUUAGGCAGUUUUAUAUAGUGGUUAUUGGGUACUUGUAUUUUACGAGGAUUGUUGUUUUUGCGUUGAAGACUAUUGCAGCGUAUAAGUACCAGUGGGUGUCUAGUGCAGCGGAGGAGAUUGCGAGUCUUGUGUUUUAUUUGGUGAUGUUUUACAUGUUCAGGCCGGUUGAGAAAAAUGAGUACUUUGUUCUUGAUGAUGAGGAUGAAGAGGCGGCUGAGAUGGCUCUAAGGGACGAGGAGUUCGAGCUUUGAAGUUGCAUAUUGAGAAAGAGGAUCGUUUUCUUGUUUUGUCAUUCAUACUUGUUUAGAUGAUACAAUGUGAGUUGUCAACUUAAAACUUCUAGUAGUUUUUUUUUUUUUGUGGAACAGUUUGAUGUUACUUUACCUUUUAUCUUAUGUCAUAACUACUAUGGAACUAAUGAUAGUGUGUGUUCAAAAUUUUGUAUUUUCGUAUUGGAUGAUCUGUUAAUGUGUUCAUUCUAAA